Scomber scombrus (Atlantic mackerel) is the source of this 2760-nucleotide messenger RNA. Its product is annotated as calsyntenin-2-like. Gene Ontology annotation, biological process: homophilic cell-cell adhesion; positive regulation of synapse assembly; positive regulation of synaptic transmission. Lineage: Eukaryota; Metazoa; Chordata; Actinopteri; Scombriformes; Scombridae. The transcript has 18 exons. Gene Ontology annotation, cellular component: postsynaptic membrane; cell surface. The record is from RefSeq and is a predicted model, not a curated record. Gene Ontology annotation, molecular function: kinesin binding; calcium ion binding; amyloid-beta binding. Bases 1 to 2760 code for a protein of 919 amino acids.
AUGCAGGCACUCGGGGUCCCUUUUUUGCUGUUUUCUGGGCUUUUCUGGGGCCACUCCUGCGCUCUCAGCGGAAAAGUCAACAAGCACAAGCCGUGGAUAGAGACAUCUUACCAUGGUGUGAUCACAGAGAACAUGGACACGGUGUUGCUGGACCCUCCACUUGUAGCUUUGGACAAGGAUGCCCCGGUCCCCUUUGCUGGGGAGAUUUGUGCCUUUAAGAUCUAUGGUCAGGAGGCUCCGUUCGAGGCAGUGGUAUUGAAUCGCACAUCAGGGGAAGGAGUCCUGAGAGCCAGUGGUCCUGUGGACUGUGAGAGUCAGAAAGAGUACACCUUUAUUAUCCAGGCCUACGAUUGUGGAGCUGGACCCAGCGGGGCUGACUGGAAGAAAUCUCACAAGGCGGUGGUUCACAUCCAGGUGGAUGACGUCAAUGAGUUUUCCCCUGUGUUUCGGGAGCCACUGUACAAAGCAUGUGUAACAGAAGGAAAGAUCUAUGACAGCAUUUUGCAGGUGGAAGCUUGGGACCAAGACUGUUCUCCACAGUACAGCCAGAUCUGCAACUAUGAAAUAGUCACUGCAGGCACACCAUUUGCCAUAGACCGCAAUGGUAAUAUCAGAAACACAGAGCGACUGAGCUAUGACAAGCAGCAAAGCUACAAGAUUAUGGUGACGGCCUUUGACUGCGGUCAGAAGAGAGCAAGAGAGGAUGUUGCUGUGCAUAUUGAUGUCAAGCCUGUCUGCAAACCUGGAUGGCAAGGAUGGAACAAGCGAGUGGACUAUGAGCCAGGGACUGGGAGCAAGCAACUCUUUCCUAAGAUGCACUUGGAAACAUGCGGUGGUCCCUUAUCUGGUGUGAGAGCCAUGGUAGAGCUGCAGACCAAUCACAUUGGGAAAGGCUGCGACCGGGAAACUUACUCUGAGAAGUCUUUGCAAAAACUCUGUGGUGCAGCGUCAGGCAGCACUGAUCUCCUUCCUGCCCCCAGCCCUUCCACUAACUGGACUGCAUCUUUGCUGACUGACAGCGGGCGAGACAGCGACCUCAUCUACCAAUUCGAUGGACACCGGGCCGCUAAUGUCCCAGAUCACGUAGUGCCCCAAAACCUGACAGAUCAGUUCACCAUAGCAACAUGGAUGAAACAUGGACCCAGUCCAGGACUUAGAGCUGAGAAGGAAACCUUACUGUGUAGCUCUGACAAAACUGAAAUGAAUCGACACCAUUACUCGUUGUAUGUUCACAACUGCCGCCUGGUGUUCCUGCUCAGAAGAGAUUUCACUCAAGUCGACACUUUCAGACCUGCUGAGUUCCACUGGAAACUGGAGCAGCUGCCCAGUGUGCUGAAGGCAGUUGUUCAGUGUGUUUGUGACGGGAUCUUCGCUCUCAGCUCUACAUGUGGUGAAGUAGCAACCCCGAGGUUCACCCAGUAUUUCCAUGGCAGCCUGUCAGGUCUGACAAUCCGACCAGGCCGCAUUGAAACCCAGAAGGUUAUCUCCUGUUUGCAGGCCUGCAAAGAAGGCCUUGAUAUCAAUUCCCUUGAAAGCCUUGCUAAGGACAUCAAGUUCCAUUUUAACCCUGCACAGUCUGUGCUGGUGGUAGAAGGACAGGAUGUGGACAGCAUCAACACAGCCAUGACCAAGGUCUCGUACAUUAACUCUCGCCAGUUCCCUACACCUGGUCUGCGACGAUUACACAUCACCACCACUGUGCAGUGUUUCGGGGAGGACACGUGUCUCUCCAUCCCGGACAUUAAGGCAAUAGUUAUGGUCCUUCCUCCCAGUGAACCGAGAAUCACCAUUACAGGAUCUAAUCGACUCGUCAGGCCUGCCAGCGACCUGCGGGGCCCGCUUGGUGUGGCUCCAUUCAAAGAGCUUCACAUCACCAGCACAGUAAUGAAGGGAGACAGCUUCGGUGGAUCCCGCAGGCCAGGUGUGAUGGAGGUCAUGCAUAACCUGGACUACUGUGACGUCCUGGUGAUUGGGGAAGAACUGAAUCCUGAGAGAGAGAGUCUGGAGAUUCAUCACAGUGCUUUGUUGGGAAAACAUCUGGAUGCUACCAACUCCACCUCUGGCAUAUCAAUAUAUGGUGUGGAUUCCAUGGCCCACUACGAGCAGGCACUGAGGCAGGUGCGCUAUAGGAAUGGGCGUCCCACCUCCCUGAGCGAAAGAAAGUUUAGACUUACCUGCUCUGAACUCAACGGAAGAUAUACCAGCAAUGAAUUCAACUUGGAGGUCAGUCUUCUUCACCACUCCGCACCAGUGGAGCAUAUCAACCAUAUGGCCGCUCAGCCCCAGUACAUGAGACCCGUCCACCACCCACUCAUGAUACACACUAUGAACUCACACAUGUCAGGGGCAGCACCUCCCGCAGCCACAGCAGUUAUUGUGGUUUGUAUCGCCGCCCUGGUGGUGAUUGUGGUGAUUGGCGUCUACAGAAUCCACACCACACAUCAGGAGGGGUCUAGCGAGGAUGAGGAUGGAGUGAAAGACGCUGAGGUGGACUGGGACAAUUCUGCACUCACCAUCACUGUCAACCCCAUGGAGAACGUAAGAGGAGAUCAGGCACUCAGUGAAGAGGUAAAAGAAGAAGAACGCGAGGAGGAGGAGGAAGAAGAAGAGUAUGAAGAACAGGUGGGAGGAAUGAUAAGUACCGAGUCAGACAACAGUGAUGAAGAGGACGAGGAGGAGGAAGAGGAGGAGAGGGAAGAGGCGAAGGGGAGAAAGCAGAAGGGGAAGCUUGAGUGGGACAGUUCCUCCAUUACAUAUUGA